Messenger RNA from Nothoprocta perdicaria, 2730 nucleotides. RefSeq names its product centrosomal protein 95 (gene CEP95). The coding region runs from base 9 to 2573 and encodes 854 amino acids. NCBI's taxonomy places the organism in Eukaryota, Metazoa, Chordata, Aves, Tinamiformes, Tinamidae. The transcript is spliced from 21 exons. The record is from RefSeq and is a predicted model, not a curated record. Gene Ontology annotation, cellular component: centrosome; spindle pole.
ACCGUUGGAUGUGUGAGACGCUGUCAGCGCGCGCCAUGGGCAGCGCUGAGGAGACAGACUGGGUUGACAUUGCCAAUGAUCUUUUAAGGAGAUGUCACAUAAACCAACAAAUCAAGCAGCUCUCGGAAUGUGGUGCUGAUGUGUUCAUUCGUCUUUAUGAAUCAAUUUUAGGAGAAAAAGUACCAGAUUUCAUAGCUACUCCUAGAAGCCAAGAGGAUGAUGCACAUAAUAUACAAGCUGUAAUAGAUUCUCUGGCACUGGACUACUUGCAGGUCAGCUUGUCACAUAUCACUGGUGAGAACAUUGUGAAAGGAGAGAGGGAAUCUAUCAGAAACCUCCUUGAAAUAUUUGAUGGUUUGUUAGAGUAUCUUACAGAAGAAGACAGUGAAGUCUCCUCUCAGAAUGAAGAUGACACAAAUUUUCUAUUUAAUAACAAAAUUCCAAAUGUACCUCAAGAACGUAUGGAAAGUAACAUUGGUGAACUUAGGCCUUCCUCAGAACUCUCACCAGUUAAAGGGUCCCAGACGGAGAUUUUUAUUCCACCUUGUGAUGUGGAUGGAUCAGGAUCUACUAAUGAAUUAAUCAGACUUGGGGAGCCUGCUCAAUCGCUUCUUGAGAAAGAGGAAGGGUCAGUGAAGUCUGCUGAUACUACUGAAUUUCACAAAAAGAGCUUAAGCUCUGGUGUUAGAAAGCUUGGGGAGCCAAUACGCCAAGCUAUUCCUUUGCUACCACCAUUCCAACCUUCUGAGACCAGGCUUCAUUAUUCUGUAGAGAGAGAUCAUCAAAGCUCAGACAGCCAGUCAGCAACUUUGGUUAACAGUCAAGGACUGGAAACUCCUAUGCCUGAGACAUCACUUGCACAAAAAUCUGAAGGCUUUUCUGGUAGUUUUCCUCUGUCAAGGAAAAUCCCUGUGGAAGACAAGGCAGUCUCAAAUGGUCCUGAGGACAAUGUAGCAAAGGUUCCUUGGGUAUAUGGAACUUCCACAUCAAUUUCCCCCGUACAUGAGGAACUCUCAGCAGGCACUGAACAAGUAACACAAGCUGUAGAACCUCAGUCAAGAUGCCUGGAUAGAAACGAUAGAAAGAAAAGCAGAUAUGAAAAUUCUUCCACAGAUUCAUUUGAAGAAGAAUCUGUUUCCCAUAUACCAACAAAGGAAAAGUUAUCUGAGCAAGAGCUACACGAAAUAUCAGAGAAGCUCUCUCGCAGGUUAAAUGAACUAGACUUAAUGCUAAAGAGAGCUUUGGGUGAGCAUGCCAGAGAAGAGUUGACAGAUGAAGACAACCUGUCUCAGCACAGUGACAGCGUCAUGGAUUAUCGUAGAAGCAAAGCUCGGCUAGGUAACAAUUUUUCUCAUGAUACACCACAUAUAAAGAAGUACCCAAACAGGCCACGUUCUCUUUCUCCAUCUUCACCCCAAUCUUGGCACCAGCUUUCUUCUGAGCUACAAGAUAAACUCUGUAGAGAUGGAAAAAGCCAGAUUGGGAAAAUAUGCGGCCAAUUGCAGAAGGAAAUGGAUGAAAGAAGAGUAAAAGCAAAGCUUAUGUCUAAAGCCUAUGAAGAGGAAUUAAGAAUUUAUGAAGCUAGAGAGAGGCUUAGGCUCUCCAAGCUCAGAGAAAAAGUCAAGGAAAUGGAACAAGAAUACAAAGAAAACAUCUUUAAAGAACCUCCAAAAAUGCCUCAGCCAGUGAAAGUUUAUUCUAGAAAAACCACACCUCGGAAUCCCAAAUACAGCCAGUGGAUUCCAAAACGAGGGACUGUGAAGCCAAAGAAAGCAGCUCCAAUGAAAGUAAAAGAUGAUGACCUCCUAUUUCAGCUACUGGAAGAAUUUCCCCACCUGCAUAUUUCCCACCAUACCAUGAAAAAAAUGUGUCAGCAGCAGCUUGCACAGAUUGAACAACUUAAGGCAGCUUCUGGCAAAGACAGAGCUAGACUGAAACUCCAAAAUGAAGUUCAACAAGCCCUGAAGAAGCACGAACUGCUUGCUGACAUUAUUAAAAAAGAUCAAGACCAUAACCAGAGACUGCAAGAAUUUAAGCAACGCAUCUAUCGACAGAAAUGGGCUCAAAGCAAAGUCAGAGAGAAACGCCAGCAAAUUGCUCGAGCCAGGAAAUACUAUGAAGAUUAUCGGGUUCAGCUGCGUGCCAAGAUGAUGAGGGCCAGGACACGAGAAGAAAGGAUAUUUAAAAGUCUUUUUGAAGAAGGCUUAGAAAUUCAGAAGCAAAGACUAAAGGACUUGAGAACAUAUGCUCAAGAGAAACGAGCUGAGCAAAGGCGAGAGCAUCAAAAUGAACUGGAGUCUAUGGAAAACUAUUACAAAGACCAGUUUUCCAUGCUAGCAGAAGCUUUAUCUCAAGAACGCCAGGAAAUACAAACCAGAGAGAAAGUACAAGCACAAAUGCUGCGAAAAACAAAGAGAGAACUAAGAUCAAAGAUGGAAAAGGAGAUUCAGCAACUGCAGACGAUGAUAAUGCAAAAUGACGAUGACACCUUUUUUCAAGAACUGGAAGCAGACAGAUUGAGAUCUAGACUUGAGAUGGCUUCCUUUCAGUAUAGCAAAAGCUCAUUCUUUUAAAACUCAUGGUAAAUGUCACUGCAGUUCUCUCUCUGGGUAAGGUGAUGGGAAUCCUUAAGAGAACUGCCAUAACUGGAGGUUGAUGUGUAGCUACUAUAUUAUAAAGUACCUGCCUGUCAUCUUGACAUGUCAAAAUUAUAAAGUGCUUCUUUUAUAA